UCAUAUCUUUCGGAAGUGUUCUUUGGUUUUCGCCGUUUCAUUUCCAAUCCACAAACAAUCUUGUCAUUGUUUUACCCUCCUGCUAUUUCUUGUAGCACGUAUCUACCGGUACCUAUCUAUCUUCCUACCGUAUUAUUCACUACUCCAUGUCCUCUUCAAAAUUUGUAGAUGACGAUCGCUUCGACGGUCUCUACUUGAAUGUGGCGUCAGCUGCCCAUGGGAUUGAACCGUUGUUGGAUACCGUCUUUUCCUUUUUGCGUCGCAAGACAGACUUUUUUGCCGGUCCACCGGGAGCCACCGAUGGCACGCAAGUCGCCAUUCAAAAGGUCAAUCAAGUACUCCAGAAACAUGCUGCUUUGUACGAAAAGGAACACGCCAAAAAGAAACCUCCUCCUCCUCAAAAGAAGGCCAAAAAGGAAGAAGUCAUUGAAAUGGGAGCCGAUGGGGGAUUUGACGUGACAGCCGCAGCCGCAGCCACGACAACCAAAAAAGAGAAGACUCCACCAGCUGCUACUCCAAAAGUAGAGGAGAAAAAGAAAAAGGUAGAAGAAACUCCAGCCGACAAACCAAAAAGUGACACAGAGGUUACCCCCACCACCAAAGACGAUAAGGAUAACAGCGAGGAACCCGACAACGAUGGGAAGGUAAUUCCCUCCAAGGGCAAUGGUGGCACUGUGGAUGGAAAAUAUGUCUGGACGCAAAUUCUAGCCGAAUUAUCCGUCACGGUACCACUGCCCGACAAUACGCGAGGACGAGAUUUGAAUGUCACCAUUUCCCGAAAACACCUCAAAGUGGGACUUCGAAAUGCCCUUAAAAACGACAAUGGAGGCACAGCUACCAAAUGGCUCGUCGACGACGACUUGAUCAAACCCAUUGUCACGGACGACAGCUUUUGGACGGUCGAAGAUGGUAAUCGACUCGUCUUGAAUUUGCAAAAGACAAAUGCCAUGGAAUGGUGGGAUGCCGUUUGUGUCAACGACACGCCCAAAAUCAAUGUCCAAAAGAUUCAACCGGAAAAUUCACAACUCGGUGAUCUCGAUGGGGAAACCCGCAAAACCGUAGAGAAAAUGAUGUUUGAUCAGAGACAAAAGGCAGCUGGAUUGCCCACCAGUGAGGAACAGCAAAAAUUCGACAUGAUUGAGAAAUUCAAAAAGCAACAUCCCGAACUCGAUUUCUCGCAAGCCAAAAUUAGUUAGUGACGCAACAAAAGAAAAAGUGGGAAACCUACUGCAGCAACUAAUUUUACAUGGAGAACCAUGGAUGGAUGGAAAUCAGGAUAAGCAAAUUCACUUUUUCAAACUGCUACCUGACCAAUUAUUUCAACUAUAUAUUACAGUAGAGUAGUUAUUGGGAGG
Molecule: messenger RNA, 1355 nt
Organism: Seminavis robusta
Lineage: Eukaryota; Bacillariophyta; Bacillariophyceae; Naviculales; Naviculaceae
Source: the annotation of a GenBank genome assembly